GUAAACAAUUGUAUAGACUUCUGCCACUGCGUGUCGACAUUUUUCCACUUAGCUAUUCAGAAUGCUUUGAAGAGAUGAGCGACUUUAAUCAAGAAAACACAGUGACAUCAAAGGUGGGCAAAAACCCUUGGUUGUUGGGACAUUUCUCUGUUAAAAUCUGUGAUGGGAACUCCAGUUAAUCAUCUACAAUUUUGUAGAAUUAGACCUACCAUUAUUUAACCGUUCUGUCUUACACAAUAUGUUCACCUGUCUUCUCGGAACUCAGACCUUACUUGUUCGCUCGUUCUAAGAUUUUGGUUAUGGAUGCCUUUCGUCUAUGGAUAUUGGUAACUUUCUUCGGAACGGCCUGUUCCAUCCAUCCAGAAUGUGCCAUCAUUUCUGAGCAUAUGGAAGCUCAGGAGGCCUGCAUCAAACUACGAAGGACAGAGUCACGGAACCAAAGUGAAUGGAUGGGCUGUGGGUCGGAGUGGGACGGCAUCCAGUGCUGGCCCCGUGCGGAGAUGGGCCAGGUGGUCAAUCUGUCCUGCGCCAAAAUCCUCCAGCUCCUCACUCAUACUCAAGGGCAUGUGUUUAGAAAUUGCACUAAGGAUGGCUGGAGUGAAAUAUAUCCUGCAUAUACUAUGGCCUGUGACUUUGGGGAGGAGCCUGAAUAUGAUGAGACAAGCUACUUCUCCACUUUCCGACGGGUCUACACGGCAGGAUACGCCACCUCCCUCAUCUCUCUCAUCUUAGCUAUAUUCGUUUUUACUGCGUUCAGGAAGUUCCACUGCACCAGGAACUACAUCCACAUCAACCUAUUUGCCUCCUUCAUCCUGAGGGCAAGUGCAGUCUUUAUCAAGGAUGCUGUGCUCUUUACUGAUGAGACACUGGACCACUGCUUCAUGUCCACGGUUGCGUGCAAGUCUGCAGUGGCCUUCUUCCAGUUCUGCAUCCUGACCAACUACUUCUGGCUGCUGGUGGAGGGUGUCUACCUGCAGAGCCUGCUGGCACUGACGUUUGUGUCGCAGAGCAAGUACUUCUGGUGGUACAUCCUUACCGGAUGGGGUGUUCCAUCCAUAGUGCUUACCAUCUGGGUCCUCAUGAGAAACUUUUAUGACGACAGAGUAUGCUGGGACGACACAGACAACCCUUUCAUCUGGUGGAUACUCAAGGGGCCUAUAACAGCCUCACUGCUAGUGAACUUCCUCAUCUUCGUCAAUGUGAUCCGAAUCCUGGUGCAGAAACUCCGGUCCCCGGCUGUGGGAGGAAGCGACACCGGGAACUUUAUGAGGCUGGCCAAGUCGACGCUGUUCCUCAUCCCACUGUUCGGCAUGCAUUACACCGUGUUCGCAUUUCUCCCCGAGGACACGGGCAGGGACGCCAGACUCUACGUCGAGCUCGGCCUGGGCUCUUUCCAGGGUUUUGUGGUCGCUCUGCUGUACUGCUUUCUGAAUGGCGAGGUUCAGGCGGAGCUGAAGCGGCGGCUGCACAAGUGGCACACCCAGAGCCGCCUGAGCCCCACGCGGCAACGCAUCACCCUCACCCAGAUCUCCAUGCUGGAGAAACCCGACAGCCAGGGGGCAGUGGCACCCUGCCUAGCUAGUGGCGCCUCUAUCUGAGCCCUGCUGGCCCCUGGGCCCCCAGCAUCAAUCCAUCUUGUCCAGGCCUAACGUUGACACCGCAGUCGUCACAGACAUUUCAGACAGUAAGGCUGCCAUGGUGUUGAGCAGCAUAAUUUGGUUCUACGGGUUAAGGAAUCCUGGAUUCCGUUUGCGUUGCUGCCGCCACUUUUGCUUUUGCUGUUGCUGUAUCUCCACAACGGAACUGGGAAAACAUGAAUGAAAGUCUGCCUGUUCUAUCGACACAGAACCUCACCCCUGAAGGGAUACCUUUUGUCUUUGCGCUGUUACAAUCCUCCACCACCACCCCUACCAGAGUCCUACACCCCUGUCAUCUACCCACUUUCUCUGUCUUUGUGAGUGGAGUUGACUGUGGCAGCAGAUGCGGGCUGUGUGUGUGUGUGUGUGUAUUGUGGUGGGUGAGCAUGUGUGUAAGCGUGUGGGUGUGUGUGGGUGCAGAGCUGGGGGAAUAGAGGCAUGCGGUGCCUUGAUGAAUAUUAACGAGUACUCGGGCGAUUAAUUCUGGGGCUUGGUGGAUUUUUUUUCCCUCUGCUGCUGUCAGAUCUAGCGCAUUACCCCUGGUGCAGCUCUGCCACUGCCAGUGUCUGGCGCCUCAGAUUACUCAGCUCACACAGUCCGCUCUGAUCACAGCCCUCUGGGGCCCCCUAGUGGUGGUCAGAGGGUGCAACUACAGGAGAUUGUAAGUAAGGAAUUCAUUUGUCAAUGUAUGUACGUUUCCAUGCAUGUAUGUUUCUGUCUAUGUAUGUGUA
Messenger RNA from Alosa sapidissima (American shad), 2368 nucleotides. It is a transcript of the gene ghrhra, whose product is annotated as growth hormone releasing hormone receptor a. Gene Ontology annotation, molecular function: peptide hormone binding; G protein-coupled peptide receptor activity; vasoactive intestinal polypeptide receptor activity. Gene Ontology annotation, cellular component: plasma membrane. The coding region runs from base 300 to 1598 and encodes 432 amino acids. The transcript has 13 exons. The record is from RefSeq and is a predicted model, not a curated record. Gene Ontology annotation, biological process: adenylate cyclase-modulating G protein-coupled receptor signaling pathway; cell surface receptor signaling pathway. NCBI's taxonomy places the organism in Eukaryota, Metazoa, Chordata, Actinopteri, Clupeiformes, Clupeidae.